Messenger RNA from Blepharisma stoltei, 2509 nucleotides. Lineage: Eukaryota; Ciliophora; Heterotrichea; Heterotrichida; Blepharismidae. The record is from the annotation of a GenBank genome assembly.
AUGAUCCCAUUAAUCUUAUUAAUCUUAGGAGUUUCUGCUCAGCAAUGCCCAAAAUAUACCUGCGAUACGGCCGAAAAAUGUAUGUCUUUUAGUAAAAAGACUAACACAUAUCAAAUAUCCCCUUGUUCUCCAAAUGCCACUUGUCCGAUAGAUCUAUCAUCAAAAGAAUCGCAUUGCGUUGAUUUACAACCAGAGAAAUCAUUCAACUACCCAGGAGAAUUCUGCACAUGGAAUUCAGAUUGCAGUAGCAAGUCUUGUCUUGGCAACAUAUGUCAGGGCAAAAACCAAGGAGAUGACUGCAUAAAUCUUUAUGACUGUAACCCUGGCCUUUACUGUGAUCAAGUUGUAAAGACAUGCGAACCUCAGCUUGUAUCAGGGAAGGCUUGCAAUUCUGAUGAUGAAUGCGUAAACACCAAUUUUUGCCUUUCAGGAACUUGCCAAAGCUAUUUUUCACAGCCAAACGGAUAUUCCUUUACAAAACUACAGGUCAACUCAACAACAGGCUUUAAUAUGGUAUGCGCAUCAGGCUUCGCAAUAUUAAGCGCAGGGACCUAUACAUGUACAGCUGCCCCUACAAAUAAAGCAGACCCUACACAAGCAUGUACUCCUGGAUCUCAGUGCACAUCUUCAGAUGGAAAAUAUACACUCCCAUGUCAAUGUGGAUAUACAGAAUCAGGAAGUGGAUAUUGCCCACUAUUUGCAGGAGAUACUGUAGCUCAAAACAUGAUUACUAGCUGGAUUGGUUUGCUUAAAGGCUAUAGUACUGGUACUUGUAAUACAAUGAGAAGAUGGGGAUAUCAAUGCUUUAUAGGUCAGAAUGCAAAUGCAGAGAUGGCUUUCAAUACUUUCAUGCAAUAUUAUAUCGCUUAUGUAGGAGGCCAGUGGCCACUUUUGCAAAACAACCCACCAUGCAUCAAAGAAACUCUCGCAAAAGAAUAUUACGAUCUUCAGGCUGCACAAUCAGAUGAUAAGUAUACAAUUUCCUCUUGUCCUGUUUACUUUUGUUCUUCAUCAUCUUCAAGUGAUCAAUGCAUAGUUUAUAAAGAAGAAAUCAGCGAUUUUUACGUUCAAGAAACAUUUUAUGCAAAGACAUGCUCAUCUGGAAAAACUUGUCCAGCAACAAGGACAUCAAACUCAACAUGUGAAGAUGCGCCAACUGCAGUUCGAUAUGCUGGAGACAAAUGCUCUGAUAAUUCUGACUGUUUAUCAAAUAAAUGCGAUAAUAAAGUCUGCGUUGGAAAAGCUCAAAGCGAUACUUGUGAGUACAUAUAUGACUGCAAUCCUGGAUUAUACUGCAACUCUGGGUCUUCCCGCUGUGAAACGCAGCUAACUGCAGAUGCGACAUGUUUAGAUGACUAUGACUGCGCCAAUGGCUUGAUGUGCAACUUAGGAGCUUGCACUCUUUACUUUACUUUAGAAAAUGGCAUGCAAACUGACAAUGUCAAUAAUUAUGGUUUUUCUAUGGCAUGCAAAACCGGCUUUGCGGCAGUUAAUAGGCAAACCAAUCCUCCAACUGGGAUCUGUGCAGAAGCACCUCUUUCACCUACAGUAAAGACAUGUAUGGUAGAUUCGAUGUGUCAAGACACAACUGGGACUUAUUCGAAACCGUGCACUUGUGGAUAUAAUGCGAAUGGGCUCUCAUUCUGUCCAAGUUUUGAAGGCGACCAGUACCUGCAAACUGCAAUUGUCGCUGCAAGAACUCUUUUGCUAAUUCUCACUUCUCUAUAAGUGAAAUCCCAAAAAAAAUAAAACUAUUAUAAUUUGAGAAUGGCAAAUUAAUUUUACCAUAAAGUUUAUACAGGCUAUUUUAAAAUUUUAUUUUCCAUUUAAUAAUCCAUAAUUAUAUAUAAAAUAAAUUAACCAACAAUUUUUGCUCACUCAUAGAGUUUGUUUUACUUGCUAGCAGAGAGGGUGUAAGUAAUGUUCAAUGCAACACUUACUCUAGGCUAAGCGAAUAUUGCUAUGAAAAGUAUCCAAAAUUACUUGGAAAUUAUUAUAAUUACGCAAUAAAUAUGGAAAUGUAUUUGAACUAUCCAUUACUACAACAAAACCCAGACUGUAUCGAAAAAAUUUAUAAUGCAGACUAUUACUAUGUUGUCCAGAAACUAAAGGAUAUGAAUGAUAGUGGGUCAAUUGAAAAAUCCAUAUUCUUUGGAUUAUUGGCUCUCCUAGUAUUAAGCUAACUCCCCCCCUCCGUGAGUGAACAAAAAAAAUUUUGUUCACUCACGGAGGGGGGUUAAUUUUUUUUUUUAAAAAAAUUUAUAUAUAAAUUUUUUAUAAAAUAUUUUUUUCGAAAUUUAAAAAAUUCUCACUUCUAUAAAAAUUGGAAUGCAAAUAUUAAUUUAAUUUGUAAAAAUUAUGUUUUAAAACGCAAUUUGUCUAAAAUUAAACAGAAUUAGCUCGAGAUUUCAUUAUAAUAAUUAUCAUUUAUAUAUCAACAUUUUUUUCCAUUAACAAUUUUUCUAUUAAAACAAUUUUUGUUCACUCACGGAGGGGUGGGGGGGAGUAA